UUUGCCAAUUUUUUAUCGUGGAAUUAUGUACUCGUAUGGUUUCAAAAUAAGACGUAUAGUAUUAACGAUGUUUGUUGUGUUGGGAAUAAUCACAACAGCUUGUAUAUUGCAACCUUUUAUAAUGGGUGCAAUUAAAAAAAAUGGAAUGCCAAAAGUAUUAAAAUUCGAAGCUUGGUUUCCAUUUGCUUUCAAUGAAACACCAAUUUUUCAAAUGAUGUAUUUCAUUCAAACUCUAUCAUCAUUUCAGUGUUUGAUGAUGCAAGUUUUACUUGAUGGAACAACAGUAUUUAUUGUUUUUCAUUGUUGUGGUCAAUUGACAAUACUUUGUAAAGUUGUCAGUAAUUACAAAGGUGUUUUAAAGCAUAAUAAUACUGAAGAAGUAUCAGUAGAAUAUUUUCAACAAAGUUGUUCAUGUACAAGAUGUAUCACAAAUCACUAUAUUUAUCAGGCAAUAUUUGUUAAAAAAGUUUCAGAUUUUUUUAGCUCUUAUAAUAUGUUACGAAUAAUGAUGAGUACUACUAAUUUUUGUUUGAUGGGUUACAUAUCUGUUCAGUCACGUGAAAAAAAUGAAGCAUCAAAUUUUAUACUUGAAGGAUCAUUUUUAUUGGCAAAUAUGUCAAGUUUUUUCGGCUGUUGUUGGGUUGGACAACAAUUAUUAAACAAGAAUGAAGAACUUGUUAAUGCAGUUCAUGAAAUUUCAUGGUACAAAUAUGAUCAUAAAUGUAUCUAUCCAAUGAUGAUGUUAUUGAAGAGGACAAAGCGACCAUUACGAUUAACAUGUGGAAUCUUUUUUACAUUGAGUCAUGAACUUUAUUCUGGGUGGGUAUCAACAGCUUGCUCUUACCUCUCAGUCUACAAUGCCAUGAAGACAUCGUCACAACAAUAAAAUAAAAAAUAAAAAAAAUUCAUUAUAUAUAUUUAAUAAUAAUAAUAAUAAUAAUAAUGAUAAAAUGAUAUAAGCGAAAGUAGACAGGUUUGUAUAUCUGGUAUCAUUUAUGCGAGAAUUCCUCCUCUAUCAAAGCAUUCAAUAAAUGUUAAUAAAAUAUUGACAAAUCCCAUAAAUAAAAUUCUCUUGUAACAAAUUUAACUUUAGCAUAUCAGUCUCAAUCUAAAUGUUAAUAUUAAUUAUAUUAAUAUAAAUAAUACAAUCAUGUUAAUAAUAAAAAACUUUCUCGACAGAUAUACAAAACUGUGCUAGCGAUAGUAACCAGAUAUGUUAUUUCUAUAUUGAAAUAAAUGAAAAAAAAUAAAUAUGAAAAAAUAAAAAAAAAUAAAAAAACACUUGACACAAUGUAAAUUAUAUACACAAGCAGCCAAAGAAAUUGACAUGCAGCAUUCAUUUGGCUACGUGACACUGAUAAAUUAUCUCGAGACAGAAAAGCUGUUUUGAUUUUUAUGAUACGUAUUUAAAGUUGAUAUGGGUCGAUCUUUUUAUCGAUGUAAAUCUG
Messenger RNA from Aphidius gifuensis, 1448 nucleotides. RefSeq names its product odorant receptor 13a-like. Gene Ontology annotation, biological process: detection of chemical stimulus involved in sensory perception of smell; sensory perception of smell. Lineage: Eukaryota; Metazoa; Arthropoda; Insecta; Hymenoptera; Braconidae. The transcript is spliced from 6 exons. The record is from RefSeq and is a predicted model, not a curated record. Gene Ontology annotation, molecular function: odorant binding; olfactory receptor activity. Bases 26 to 886 code for a protein of 286 amino acids. Gene Ontology annotation, cellular component: plasma membrane.